GGCACGAAUCCUCUGCUUUUCACUGCAAAACAAUUUCCCUACGCUCCUCCUUCGUAGAUGCGAAAUCUACCUCCAUGUGUUUCCACGAUUCUUAACGUACACCAAUCUCCAUGGUCUCUCUCAAGAUCUCAUUCCUUUUUCGAAGAAGAACCCUUCUUGGACUUUCUCUUUCCUUGCGUACCCUCUUUUCUUUUUACAGUUUCUUAGCAGUAAAAUAUAAACAAACAGGUCUUUGACUUUGCUGCUGCAUUUGGAAUAUAAAGCGAAAACGAUCUCCAGCAAUUUUAAAUUAUGAAGAUUUCUUGUUGGAUUUUGUUUUACUGGCUUUUUCUUUGCGUUUUCGCAUCCGGGUCUCUCUCAAUUGACAAUUUUAACCGAGCGUUUCCUAUCAUUGAACCUGAUCCUAAUCACACGAAACUUCAUCUUGCAAGUGAAGGAUUGGAAGCUAUCAAACGAAUAACGAACCCUAUUGCUGCUGUUGCUGUAAUCGGUCCAUAUCGCUCUGGAAAAUCUUUUCUGCUCAAUCAGCUUCUUUCACUUUCUUGUUAUGAAGGUUUUGGUGUUGGACAUAUGCGUGACACAAAGACCAAAGGGAUUUGGGUUUGGGGAACCCCGGUUGAAUUGGAUAUCAACGGAGUAAAAACUUCUGUGUUUUACCUUGAUACAGAGGGAUUUGAAAGUAUUGGGAAGUCAAAUGUCUAUGAUGAUCGGAUUUUUGCUCUGGCAACUGUUCUGAGCUCUGUGCUUAUAUAUAAUCUGCCUGAGACGAUCCGAGAAGCUGACAUAUCUCGUCUAUCAUUUGCUGUCGAGCUUGCUGAAGAAUUUUAUGGAAGGUCUGCAGUUCUGUCUUCUGAGUUCGACAUGUUAGACCAGAUCACCAAUAAAUUCUGUGAAUUGUGACCAUAAUUUUUGUAUCUCUUUUAUGCACCCUAUAUGCUACUAAUACUAACUCGUUUUGUUGGUUGGCUGAAAAUUUCGGAGAAUAGAGUGAAGGGCCAAGAUGUUGCAUUUGAACCUGCAAAACUUUUGUGGCUUAUCCAGCGUGAUUUUCUACAAGGGAAGUCAGUGCAAGAAAUGGUGAAUGAAGCCCUCCAACAUGUUCCUAACAAUGAUGGGGACAGAAAUAUUGACCAGGUUAAUCAGAUCCGAGACUCGUUGGCUAUCAUGGGUGAUAACAGCACUGCCUUCAGCUUGCCACAACCUCAUCUCCUGCGAACAAAGCUUUGUGACAUGAAGGAUGGUGAGCUUGAUCCCGUGUAUGUUAAGAAGAGAGAUCAGUUAAAAGAACUUGUUGCUAGCAUUAUUCGUCCAAAGAUUGUGCAGGUUAGACCUCUAAAUGGAAAGGAGUUUGUAGCUUUCUUGGAGCAGAUACUCGAAGCCUUGAAUAAAGGGGAGAUCCCAUCAACAGGCUCUUUGGUGGAGGUUUUCAAUAAGGGUAUUCUUGAGCGAUGUUUGAAGCUAUACAGUGAAAUGAUGGCAAAGUUACCCUUACCACUUUCUGAGAAAUCUCUGCAAAAUGUCCAUGAAAACUCUAAAGGGGAAGCAAUGAAAUCUUUUGAUGAACAACAUUUUGGCCGUCAUCAUGCAAAGAGAUCUGUCAUGCAGCUGGAUGAAGAAAUAGAGAAGGUUUAUAAGAAUUUCGCAAUGGCAAAUGAAUAUCAAUCAGCAAAGCUCUGUGAGGCACUUUAUUCUAGAUGUGAGGACAUAAUGGACCAGCUUCAGGUUCUCAGACUUCCUUCCAUGGCAAAAUUCAAUGCAGGCUUCCUGCAAUGCAACCAAAGUUUUGAGCAGGAGUGUGUUGGACCUUCAAAAGCAAAUUACGAGCUUCGCAUGAUGAAGAUGAUGGGGAAAUCAAAAUCUUCAUUUAUAAAGGAAUACAACCACAGGCUCUUCAAUUGGUUGGUGGUGUUCUCCCUUGUCAUGGUGGUAGUGGGCCGCUUUAUUAUAAAGUUUUUUUUUAUAGAAAUUGGUGCGUGGAUACUUUUUAUCUUCCUAGAGACCUACACGAGGAUGUUUUGGUCUGCGGAGUCUCUCUAUUACAACCCAGUUUGGCAUUUUAUUGUCGCAACGUGGGAAACACUUGUUUACAGCCCUUUUCUUGAUUUGGACAGAUGGGCAAUUCCACUUGGUUUGGCGGCAGCAAUUUUGGUGGUAUAUUGGCGGUGUUAUGGUAGAAGGAAACAUGGGUCACAGUGGCUGUUACCCUUGUACAAUAAUCCUAAAGGGGGUACUCAUAGGCCGAGAACAGACUAAGCCUUGUUUAUUUUAAUACAUUUCAAAGUAAAAAACAUUUCGAAAAGAAAUUGCUAACAUCAUACUUAACGGACUCUAAAUGAAUUGCGAUCCGGUGCCCUAGAUUUGGCAUAAUCUUGCUCCAA
Molecule: messenger RNA, 2378 nt
Organism: Populus nigra (black poplar)
Lineage: Eukaryota; Viridiplantae; Streptophyta; Magnoliopsida; Malpighiales; Salicaceae
Exons: 16
Molecular function (GO): GTP binding; GTPase activity
Source: RefSeq, a predicted model, not a curated record